Diprion similis is the source of this 1783-nucleotide messenger RNA. RefSeq names its product coiled-coil domain-containing protein 50. Bases 248 to 1288 code for a protein of 346 amino acids. Lineage: Eukaryota; Metazoa; Arthropoda; Insecta; Hymenoptera; Diprionidae. The transcript is spliced from 5 exons. The record is from RefSeq and is a predicted model, not a curated record.
CACGCACUAUACCAUACUAUACCUAACCUUCCGUAAACACUUACCAUUCUCAAAUGUGAAAUGACGUUUGUAGUUGUGUCUACAAAUGUGUGAACAGUGAUUACAUACUGUAGUAUACAAUGCAUAUUCAAGAUGGUGCGAACAACAAAGUGAUUCCAUAAGGUGAUGUAAACAAUAAAAGUUGUCUACGAAAAUUGUUUGUGAGCAGAACUAAGAAAACACGCAAUAAAUAAUCAAAACCAAAAAUAUGGCCAAGUCUGUAUUGAGUUCAGAUACUCUUCCUAAGGCAGGGAGAGUAAACGAAGUUUGCCGGGAGUGGCUGGUACACGAAGAUGGAGCAUUGGCUUACAGACUACAGGACGAGGAGAUCAAAGAACACUACACAGGAAACAAAGUUCGCAAUGCACAAGUACGCGAAGAUUUACCUAAGGCUAAAGUUGAACAAGAACUUGAAGCCCUUAGAUAUCAAUGCAUUAUCCAACAGCAGGAAGAGAAAGAUGCACUUGUUGCAAAGCAAAUUGCUUUAAAUUUAGAACGUGAGGAACGGAAGAAAGAAAGAAUGUUGCAAGAGCAAAUGAGACGGCAGCUCAGACUCGAUGAUGAAACUGCGCAACUAGAAGCUGAAUUAGAGAUGCAAAAGCGGAUACAAGAAGAAAAAGAUCAGGAAUUAGCAAGAAAGUUACAACUAGAAGAAGAAGAAGCUACGGCAGAGGGGGAAGGUUCUACAAUAGAUGAACAGCUGCUUAUUGACCAGAAGAUAGCGAUGGAAGCUCAGGAUGCAGAAUUAGCACGAAUGCUACAGGAUAAAGAACGUGCAAAAGCGCGAAGAGCAAGAGAACGUGCGAAGCAAAAAAAGCUGGAAAAACAGCAGCUUCAACUCCUUGAGGAACAGAACGCUAUUGAAAAGCCACAGAGACCUGACAAAUUGGAUCUGAAAAUACAACACAAGGUUAAAGAAAAAGCUGGUGCUAAUUAUUCGCAGUAUCCUGAUCCAGACGAAAUUCAAGUACUUGAGAGUCCAUUGAAUGAAAUAAGGGAAAUGCCUAAUGUUGCUGCGAUGAUUGAUCCAACAUACAAUGGUAAUACACACAGAAGCUCUUCAAGCAGUUCAAGCAACACUACAAGCCCCGCUUACGUUUUACCUACACCCCCUCUCGAACUGAUGGACGAGGAUGCACCUUGUUAUAUGCCUAUUCAAGGGCAAAGGCGUAAUCAGAUUCAGUCCCCUUCACUUGUUCAUGAAGAAAAACAGAAGCGUCGUGUGAAGGAUGGAUGCAAGCAUCAAUAAUAGUACAUAUUGAGAACCGUUUUUCUUUUCGAUCUGAUAAAGUGGAUAAAAAAAUUGAAAAAAAGAAAUAAAUUAAUCAGAAUCGAGGUAUUAUUUAAAGUAUUGAUCAUUGCUGUAGUGAGUAGGAUUUUGUAUUCAUUUUUUUGGAAUCAAUUUACAAUGAUAUGUAAUAAUAAGCAUUAGGUACACGUAAAAGUAAUGAAAGCAACAAUGUAGGCAACUGUUAAUUUUCCUCAUUGAAACACUCAAAACAUGAAAUUGAGGAUGAAAUAUUUAACGUCAAAUUCACACAAAUUUUUCAUAAAAAUCAGAAGUUUCAGAUGGACGUUACACUACUAGUACCUUGUAAUUGAUACGAAUAGAAAAAUAUCGGAGUCGAUAAGACUGUGGCCUUGUAGUAUUUUCUCGUGGUGUAUCCGAGAAUCUCUCCAUUUUGUAGAAUUAUGUAUUUAAACAAAUACCGAUGUAUUACAUAUGUACAUAAAUAUGCGAAUG